AGAGCUUGGGAAGUCAGGAACUACUGCGGAGCAUAUAAGUCGGGUUUGUCACUUCACUUCCUACCACUGGACGACGUGGCAAGGGGCAACAUUAGUGGACCAAGGAAGCUGAGAUGAAUAGUGACAAGGCCCACUUCUGCAGAGACAACCAGAUGGUCUCCCUGCAUCCCCAAGGGAUGGACUCGGAGGCCAAGCCCCCCUCAACCCCCAAGAUGCCAAGGCUUGUUCUGGCUGCCCUGGCACUUAUGACUGUGACCCUCGCCUUCUGUCUUGUGGUUCUCUUUGCUGUAGUUUUACAGAACCCAAGAUCUGCACUGGAAGAUGCCUCCUUCCAAAAGUUUAUAGGAGCCAACGCCACGGGGCUGUUCCCUGCGGACCCCUGCAACUUGCAAGAUACUAUCCAGAUGUUUAAUUGCCAUGUGGAGAAUUCCAGCACCUGGAGCAUGGAGAUCCAGAUGUUGAUGGGCAGAGUGGACAAUAUCAGUUCUCAUAUUCAGAUGCUCAGUGGUCAUCUGGAAAACACCAGUGCUGAUGUCCAGAUGGCAAAAAGCAUUCUAAAGAAUGCCAAUACCUUGGGAAUCCAGACCCAGAUGCUAAGGAGUUCCUUGGAAGGGGCCAAUAUUGAGAUCCAGAAACUAAAGGGAGAUGUGGAAAAGGCAAAUGCUUUAAAUUCCCAGACUCAGAGUUUCCUAAGAAGCAGUUCUGAAAACACCAGCACUGAGAUCCAGUUAUUAAGAGAUCAUUUAGAAAGGGCUUAUAAUAAGAGUCACUUGUCAAAAGGUGAUUUGGAAACUUUAGCCACUAGCCAGACCCAAGUAGUAAACAGCCGCCUAGACCAGGUAGAUGCUCAGAUCCAUGCAUUGAAAACAGAGCUGAAAGACAUGAAUACCUCAAAUUCCCAGAUACAGGUGUUAUCUGGUCAGUUGAAAAAUGCAAAUAGAGAGAUACAGACCCUAAAACAAGGAAUGAAGAAUACUGAGACCUUAAAUUCCAAAACAGGGAUGUUGGAGAGCAAUCUGCAGAAGGCCAAUGCUGAGAUCCGAAGGUUAAAUGGGAGUUUAGAGAGCACUAAAACUCUAACUAGGAAAAUCCAGGAGACGCAGAGUCGCCUGGAGACUCUCCAAGCUUCCUUUGCUUCUCAGGAGCAGCUGCAGAGGACACAAAGUCAACUUCUUGAGCUGAUCCUGCAAGGCUGGAAUAUCUAUGAUGGGAACCUGUAUUAUUUUUCUCAUAUCAAGAAGUCUUGGCAGGAGGCUGAACAGUUCUGUGUGUCCAAGGGAGCCCACCUGACUUCGGUGACUUCUGUGGAGGAACAGGCAUUUCUGGAAAAGUUCACAAAAACCUCUUACCACUGGAUUGGUCUCACCGACAGCGGGACGGAGGGCUCCUGGCGCUGGGCAGAUGGGACACCAUUCAAUAAUGCUCAGAGUAGAGUGUUUUGGGGCAAAGGUCAGCCAGACAACUGGAAAAAUGCACAUGGGAGGACUGAAGACUGUGUCCAAAUGCAGCAGAAAUGGAACGACAUUGACUGUGACGCCCUCUUUCACUGGAUCUGCAAGAAGCCCCGUGGGUAGGACAUGGCAAGCCAGAGCUGAGAGGUCACCCCCUCAGCCAGCUGUGGGCCCUUCUCCACCCUAUACCUUUGAGGUCUCUGAACUCAACUUGUUCUCUGGUGCCCUUCUUCUGGCCUUGUAUAUCCCCUGCCCUGUCCUUUUUAAAAACUCUUCAAAUGUGUUUGCCUCACGUGAACCAGCACUGUCAAGGCCUUCUCAAGGCAAGAGCCUUGCCAUGCCUCUGUUUCCCCUUCAGUGACCAGCACAGGCCUGUCAGAUAUGGGGUCUCAAUAAACACUCGUUG
Molecule: messenger RNA, 1857 nt
Organism: Talpa occidentalis (Iberian mole)
Lineage: Eukaryota; Metazoa; Chordata; Mammalia; Eulipotyphla; Talpidae
Gene: CLEC4F
Product: C-type lectin domain family 4 member F
Exons: 7
Coding region: 114-1574 (486 amino acids)
Cellular component (GO): plasma membrane
Molecular function (GO): transmembrane signaling receptor activity
Source: RefSeq, a predicted model, not a curated record